Messenger RNA from Rana temporaria (common frog), 3289 nucleotides. RefSeq names its product extracellular calcium-sensing receptor-like. The record is from RefSeq and is a predicted model, not a curated record. The transcript is spliced from 8 exons. Gene Ontology annotation, molecular function: G protein-coupled receptor activity. Bases 1 to 2817 code for a protein of 938 amino acids. Lineage: Eukaryota; Metazoa; Chordata; Amphibia; Anura; Ranidae. Gene Ontology annotation, cellular component: membrane. Gene Ontology annotation, biological process: G protein-coupled receptor signaling pathway.
AUGCCUCGGACCACACCAGUAGGAAUACACCCCAUCACAUCAGCAUACGUAGAGACUUCCACUAUGUCUAUUAUUUCUGAUUCCUCUAACAAUUCCCCUGAGCGCCUUCUGCACACAACCGCCACUGGAAGCACUCUCGAAGAGAACUGUGAGACAACUUUCCACAAAAUUAACCAACAGUACAGCAACCAAUUUUCAUCAACAUUGCUUAACAUCGCCUGUACCACCUGUGUCCACCGAUUGACCAAUGCAAAGCUCUCCAUUCUCUGCAGGGUUUACCGGAGAGAAUACAGACAUCUCCUGGCUUUUAUAUUUGCUAUUGAUGAGAUAAACCGCAGUCCAGAUAUUCUUCCCAACAUAACUCUGGGAUAUCAUGUGUAUGAUUCUUGUGGGCAUGUGAAUAAAGCUAUAAAAGACGUUCUACAGAUAUUGUCUGGACAUACAAAGGAAGCCCCAAAUUAUUCCUGUAUGGAGCGGGGUGCCCUGGCUGGUUUCAUUGGAGAUCUCAUUUCUGACACCACUCUCCAAAUGGCCCAGCUGCUGAGUCUAUAUGGUUACACCCAGAUUAGUUAUGGAGCCAGAGAUACUUUGCUGAGUGAUAGAAAGAUGUAUCCAAACUUUUUCCGGACAGUUCCGGAUGAUGAGAUGCAAUAUGUGGCCAUAGCAAAGUUACUGGAAAGGUUGAAGUGGAACUGGGUCGGGAUCCUUACAUCUGAUGAUGAAUACGGAGAGAGGGAGAUCCGACAUCUCAGCAAACAUUUAUCUGAUCAUGGGAUUUGUAUUGAAUUCAAGAUUCUGGUGUCUAAUGAGAACUGUAAGAAAAUUCCUCCAGAGCUGCGGAGCUCAACCACGGAAGUUCUUAUUAUUUGUGGCUCCGUUAGUCUGACUUAUUACCGGUUUUUGUAUCAUAAUGUCCCUUAUUACACGGAGAAAACAUUUAUUAUACCAGAUUCUUGGUCAAUGACUGAAAUAUUUUUUGCUCUCAGUAACUGCAGCUUGGCGUUUACAUUCCCCUAUCUCCACAUAAAGGGAUUGCUGGAAUAUUUUUAUAAUAUUUAUCCAUCCAGCCGCCCAAAUGACCCCCUGAUGGAGGAUAUUCUCAUAACUGAAUAUAGAUGCUUUUCAAACAACCAAAUGAAAAAUGUCAUAAUCCCAAUUAUACAUAAUUAUAUAGAUCCUCUUAGGAAUUGCGAUGAGAAACUUCGACUUCAUUUAUAUUUUCCUGAUGAGAAAACAUCCUAUAGAGUGUAUAUCUCAGUCUACAUUUUGGCUCAGGCAUUACAUGACAUGGAUUUCUCUUUUAAAAUAAAUAACAAAAAAUCUGAAAUAAAUUCACACACACUAAAGUAUAAGCUCUUCACCUUUUGUGUCUGCUACGUUGUUCCUACCAUACCCGCCGGGAAUAAGGUGGGCUAUGUGAAGGCUUCCCAUGGCCACGGUCGAGGCCUACCCCAGCAUCUACCAGGACCAGACUCUGAAGAAGAUGUUGCCCUCGCGGAGCCCAUGACAGGAACUGAAGAGUAUGCGGACUCUGAUCUGGACUCUUUGUCAGAUGGUGGUGAUGACCACUGGUUCGAGCCAGAGCUGUCCUGCUAUGUAAAAGAAGUCCAGUACAAGGAUCAGAAUGGCAAGGUCAUGAUUUUUAAUGAUAAAGGAGAACUGCCCAGCCCAAUGGAAAUUGCAAAUUGGAUUACAAGAAUUACAUAUACAAAUCUCACUGAUUGGAUGCUUGUGGGUCACUUUGAUGGGUCCCUUUCAGAGGGUCAGCAACUUACACUAGAUCCAGAGCUAAUAACAUGGAAAGGAGACAAGCCCAAUGCACUAAGGGAAAUACUAUUGCUAGUUGUGAGACAGCACAAGACAAUUCAUUUCCUCAGAAGUUCUGACCCCGAUGCUCAUUAUGUUUGUAUUGUUCUUCCUGCAGACAGUGAAAACUGCAUGAGAUGUCCUGAUGAUGAAUGGCCAAAUGAGAGGAAGGAUCGGUGUGUUCCAAGAGUGGUGGAAUUUCUCUCCUACACUGAUGAUCCCAUUGUUGGAGUAUUUUCAGCUGUCUCCAUCCUCUGUUGUCUUCUGACUGGUUUAAUAUUGGUGAUAUUUAUACAUUACCAGGACACUCCCAUUGUUAAAGCCAAUAACCGGGACCUGAGCUAUCUUCUCCUGGUCUCCAUCAUGCUGAGCUUCCUCUGUGUCUUCUUGUUCCUCGGCCAUCCAGUAGAUGUGACCUGCAUGCUGCGUGUCACCUCUUUUGGUGUCAUCUUCUCAGUUGCCGUCUCUUCUCUACUUGCCAAAAGUAUCAUGGUGUGUAUUGCUUUUAAAGCCACCAAACCUGGGAGCCCCUGGAGGAAAUGGAUGGGAGCCAAACUGUCCAAUUCUAUCAUUUGUAUCUUCUCACUGGUUCAACUCAUAAUCUGUGUCACUUGGUUGUCUAUUUCUCCCCCCUUCCAGGAUCAUGACACUCACUCUUAUCAGGGGAAGAUCAUCAUUCAGUGUAAUGAGGGUUCAGUGAUCGGCUUCUACUCUGUCCUGGGAUAUAUGGGGCUUCUGGCAGCUGUGAGCUUCAUUAUCGCUUUUUUAGCCAGGACAUUACCGGACAGUUUUAAUGAGGCCAAGUACAUCACCUUCAGCAUGCUGGUGUUCUGCAGUGUCUGGAUUGCCAUGAUCCCGGCCUAUCUGAGCACCAGAGGGAAAUACAUGGUGGCUGUGGAGGUUUUUGCUAUAAUGGCCUCAAGUUCUGGACUUCUUGGCUGUAUAUUUUUCCCAAAAUGUUACAUAAUUCUGUUCAGACCUGACCAGAAUACAAAAGCAGCUAUCCACUAAAAUGUAUGGAGGAAAACUGGGUUACCAGUAGUUAUAACAUUAUCUCUAUUAUUGUUAAUUUUAGUAUUUUGCUAGAGAAUUGAGAAUGAACAUUGUUAUAUAUGAACAUUUAAUACUUACCUCUCUGAUGGAUGGUGAGUUUAAUUUCUGCUCUGGACACCGCUGGGAUCAAACACUUUGGGUUGGUUGGAAACCUUGUCCCCUGCGGGGUGUAGUGGUUCCUCCCACCAGCUGUUACAUCAUUACAGAACAAUAUAGUCACUCAGUGAGGAGGAACCACAGUGACCAGAGGAGGACAAAGUAUCCAAAUCGUCCUAAAGUGUCAGAUACCAGAGACACCAUCACUCUUCAAGAGAGGGAAGACUUCACUCACCACCUUCCCCGAAGAUAAAUAUUAAACAUGUUCUUUUAUAAGCUGAUUGUGAUGUAUUUUUAGUGUCAGGGCCACUUUAUUAUAUUGUAUGUAGAUGUA